ACCCCCCCGCCCCCCCCCCCCAACUGUUACCACCGAUCACGUGACCCGAGCGUCCGCCAUCAGCGCCGAGUUAGGAGGAGGAGCAGCAGCAAGAGGCGUAAGGCAAGAGACGAGCGGGGCAGCACUGUGUCAGCAGCGAUGUCUGAGUCGUACGACUUCCUCUUCAAGUUCCUGGUCAUCGGCAGUGCUGGCACGGGAAAGUCCUGCCUCCUGCACCAGUUCAUAGAGAACAAGUUCAAGCAGGACUCGAAUCACACCAUCGGAGUGGAGUUCGGCUCGAAAGUUGUCAACACUGGCGGUAAAACUGUGAAGCUUCAGAUCUGGGACACGGCGGGCCAAGAGCGCUUUCGCUCUGUCACCAGAAGCUACUACCGGGGAGCAGCCGGUGCCCUCUUGGUGUAUGAUAUCACCAGCCGGGAGACGUACAACGCCCUGACCAACUGGCUGGCGGACGCACGCACGCUGGCCAGCCCCAACAUCGCCAUCAUCCUGUGCGGCAACAAAAAGGACCUGGAACCGGACCGAGAGGUCACCUUCCUUGAGGCGUCACGCUUCGCCCAGGAGAAUGAGCUGAUGUUUCUGGAGACGAGUGCGCUGACGGGCGAGAAUGUGGAAGAGGCAUUCCUCAAGUGCGCGAGGACCAUCCUCAACAAGAUCGAGUCUGGGGAGUUGGACCCUGAGCGUAUGGGAUCGGGAAUCCAGUACGGAGAUUCGACGCUUCGACAGUUGCGGCAGCCACGGGGAGUGCAGGCCCCAGCCAAGCCUGACUGCGCUUGCUAGCUUUUGAAUUCCGUGCUCGGCUGCGGAGACUUGCAGGAAACGGCGAGGACCAGGAGUCGCUCCAUUCCAGCGACCCCCCCCCCCCCCUCUCCGUGCGGCGUAUGCAUCAACCUUCUGGCCAAACCUUGACUCCUGACCUUUUGACUUUGACGUUGGAACUCAUUACCUCCAAUCUCUGACCCUACGCCUCCCAUUUUCCCACUCCUUUCAUCUCAUAGAAAAACCCUGCUCCCUCAGUAAUCCCCCCAUGUGAUCGCGAGGGCACGUCCAUCAAAACCUGAUGCCACUGUCACUUUUGGUGCGGCUAAAAAUGAUCAGGCUGUCGAUCCGAUGAUUGAGUUGGCUGCACCUUAGUUAUUCAUAUUCUUACUUUUUAUUGUUAUUUUAUGGCUGUGGGUUGUGCUUCGGCCAAAAACGAAAGGUUAUUUGUUUUCUUGCCAAAUCGAAUCGGAGAGAGCGUGCCCACAAUGCAGUUGUUGGGAGCAGCGCCAUGUUGGGAAUAUUAACGCACUGACGGGCGGGGAAGUGGCGCUGCCCUUCACCUUUGCCGUCCACUUAUUUUUGGCGAAAAGGAGCCGAGUUGGCAGAAACGGGUGUCCUGUCCCCUUCCACGCCUGUGGAAGUCUUCCGCCCACCCGUGGGUUUGAUGUCAACGCAGCGCAAGAAAGCCAGCGGUGACUGCUCAAAGGGGCAACACCGCACCCACCGCAUGUGACUUUAAGUAUCUGUGGCUAAAGCGCCUGUUGUUGAAAGCAUCGCCAAAAAACAAAAAUUAGCUGGGUUCUGUUCAGAAGCCUGCAGGCCCGAAUUGGCAAACACAUUUGCUUUUGUGAGCUACUGCACACAUCGAAAUGCAAAACCUCUCCAUGGUUUUAUUUCUAUUGCAUUUUGGAUUUGCGAUCCGCUCUGGGAUGCAUGCCGUUGCGAUGCGUGCGCUGUGUAGCAGCAGAGGAAGGCAUUGAUAGACUUGGCCGAUGAAGUCAGGGAGGUCGCGUGGCGAAGUGGUCGUCCCGAACCCUCUCCCAUGGCUGAUGGUAGCGACACGUCAGUAGCCACUUCCUCAGCCGCCAAUACCGCCACUCUCUUCCACAGCCGCCUACACCUUUGCAACAGAAAAGGGCUGGGUGCUGAUCGAUCCAUGCCACAUCGGUUGUGCCCAAGAUUUAGAAUCUUGCACCAAAAACUAGAAGUUGCCAAUGAGGAAAUUAUACAUUAUUUCGCCUUUUUUCCUCAAAUUCCGAAUUGUUUUUUUUACAUCAAGUCCAUCUUAAAAAAAAGAAUGUUUUUAGACCGAAGGAGUGGUUGCCAUUGGUGCCAUGCGAGUUUGUGAAGGCGGUGGCACAAACGCGGGGUUCUCCAUUCCCGUUUCUAUUCGUGUGAGUGCAAGGGGUAGCGAAGUGUAUUAUUGCCAUGCCCGCCGUCCUUAAAUUAAUCUGCUGCAGGGCGUGCAGACUUUGUGCACCUUGUCUUUAAUGUAUGUUUCAGUUGGAAUUGGGAGUGUUUCCAACUUGGCUGUGAUUUGAAGGUUGGGUUUUUUUAAUGCACGUCUGGCUGUGUAACCAUCCGGCCAAGCACACACGGCCGUUAGAACAGAAGGUGUGGAGUUCAAAUCUCGGUUGCUUUUCAUCCCUCUUGGGGGGGUCCACAAUAUAUACUACUGUGUUGGAAGUCAUUUUAGGGGAUUUCCUAUGGAUUUAAUUGCCCCUUUCCACAGGAAUGUGUCAUUUGCACCCUUGGCUCAGGGUUGUAAAUGGGAGGUGAGUGCCACCCCCACUGCUUAGUUCAGCAGAAUUCUGCUUCGACUUAUUUUGCCUUUCUGACCAGUUGAAAAUCCAGCGAACAGAUCCCUCAUACCAAUCAUUUUACAGUGGUAAGGCAUGAAACGACGUGGUUUAGUGAUGUAUUGAAAUCUUUUCUUACACUCCCGAUGGAAGCAUAGAAUAGUGCAGAAUAUAUUUUUGUUUUCCCCAGGCGUCAUGGCAUGAGAUGAAGUGUCCGUUGGCAAUCUCGCAGAAUAGUGCGUCACCCCGUGUUCGAGAAUGCUCCAUGGAAGGAGAUGAUAUCACGGAAAUUGUUCUGAGAACUUUUCCCACGAUGAAUUGUUCCAUCACAUUACAGUCAAAGAAGUAUUUUUUUUUAAGUCUCAGAGCUGGGAUAUUUCAAAAUUAAGUGAAAAACAACAUUUACUUAAUAGAAUCUUGCAUUCUGUCAUUAGCGAUCGGCAUGAGACAUGAAUGCGCUUCACUUUCGAACCUGGUUUAAUCGCUGCUGAGGACCUGGUUUUGAAGCCAGGUUCUCAGCAUUGCCGGCUCAGUAUUGGUGUUAUCCAAGGAGCAUAAACCAUCACGUGAACUCCGGCAAUAAAACAUCAUGCCAUAGUUGAAAGCGCUUCGGUGUUCGCAGUCUCGGCAUCAUCCCCGUUUUCGGCGCCUUUCUCCACGGGAUCGCCGAUUCCGCUAGAGAGGUUACGACCCAAGUGGCCACGUUUUGUUGCGCAGUCAAGGUCGUCUUGUACACGCAUUAGCCUCUCUCGGUUAAUGCGUCAGCACUUUUCUCUUGGGGGGGGGGGGGGUGGGGGGGGAUAUGAGGUGGACAAAAAAGAGGAGGCUUUUAAAAAGAAAUAUUUAAAGGACUACUUUAAUGCAACGUCCGCUUUCCCGGGUGGGCAUGAGUGCACCCAUGGCGGCGCUUAUAAGCGUAAUCGAUGUAACGCGUGUCUGUGACCCGUCCAUCAUAUAACCGUUUUGAGUGUGUAUCAAACACACACACACACAUAUAUUACUGAAUGUAUCUCCCAAGUUUCUGUGUCGUUGGGGGAAAGCCUCUGUAAAGCGGGCGGUGGGGGGGUGAGGGGUUGAAAAAAAAAAUAAAACGGUAUCAAUGCACUCCCAUCUCAAACUGCUGCCGCGGGUCGUGUCUCCAGACGUUGAAAAUCAGCGUUGAACGCCGACCGGACGAGCCACGUGUGAGCCACGCAGCACCGUUAGCAAAUAUCAGGCCGGCUUGUUUGGUGGUUUUUUUUUCUUUGCACAAAAUAUUUGCACAAAACACAGAGGUGCAGUAACUGCACCGUGUGCAGCACGUGAACUGAGAACGUCUCCCAUGGGUUAUUAGCUACAGAGAUAAUACACACGAGAGGCAUAGAAACAUGGUCCCGUGUAUAAUCACAGAUGGAGGAAGGCAUCGAUCUUAACGUGAUUUUUUUUGUCGUAUUGUACUAAACACGUUGCCACUCUUCUUUGGAUGAGGUGGGGAGACUGCUGUUGAUUUCUGGGUAGGUGUGAGGAGGUCGAAAAAAUGAUAGGUGGAAUUACCCAUUUAGUCAUCUAUUUGCUCUUCAGGCAGGUCCACGCCCGAGCGAUCAGUCACAUGACUGAAUCACUCGGAAUCGCACACCUUAAUCGCCUCUUCACAAGUGAACGUUUCUGGUUGCAGAGACGGCAACGUAUAAACGACCGAGUUGCUCAACUGGCUUGGAACCCGCCUUUUCACUCGCCAGAAAUGCAUUGAAUCUUGCGUGCGAGACUCGAUUCAUUUCAAUGUGUAUGUGUUGUAUUUAAUUGGUUCAUGUUACCUUUGCAGCCACUAUAGAGCAGCUUGCAGCUAUAUACAUUGCUGUACCACUCACCCAGGAAAUAGUGGUGCAGUCUGUAGCAAAUUGUAUAGUCUGCGGCAUCUACUGAUGUCUGUAAACCCUGACCAAACUCGCCGAGUGGAACACGUUGGUUUUGCAGUGGUAGAGAUGCAUUUAACAUUAUUGGUUCAAAGGUUCACGAUAUGCGGCAUAUAAUCUAGUUUGUAAUUUAUUUUUAUCACGAAUCAUUUUCUAUGUAAUUGGGGUCCCAUGUGAUUGCUGCAGCCAUUAACUUAACAUUGCUACAUUCGCCUCUGUUGAAAAAAAAAAUCUUGAACUGUGAUCCUGAUUUGUGAUCAUUCAUCAUAACCUCCCAGUGGACGGGGGCGGUGGUGGGUGGCUGUAGCUCACUGCGCCUCUUAUCGGUAAAUUCAUCUUUGGUACACGGUUUUUAUCACUGCGUGAGUUUGAAUUGGAAGUGCAUUAGCCAUAAUUUUUGUUGUUGCCAUGCUGAAUGUAAUGCGUUGAAACUUUACGUGGCUAAAUGUUAUAUUUUAGUGUUCUGUGACAGCCUCUCCAUUGCCUUUGUCUUUUCCGACAUAACCUUGCCAGAUUUUAGAUGUCCCUGUUUUUUUACAUUCAUUGCCGUUAACAUAAAUUUACACGACUUCACACAAGUAGAUUAAAAAAAUCCGUUUCAUAUUAAUCCUACAAAUAACAUGGGCACAUUAACCGAAAAGGUACAAUUUUGGAGGGCUAAAGUAAAACGGAAGCAUUUUACGGUGAGGCUUGGCCACUUGCUGAAUUCAUGGAGCAGUUGAGGAAAGGGGGCGUGUGCUUUCAUUCACAAAUUGCUACUUAAAUCUUGACUUAAAGCUUUCGUGACUGCAGAAAUGCAUAUUCUUUAGGUCUUUCGUUAAAGUCACAGAUAUGUUCAAAGAAAACAAAAAACUACGACGUUUCGAUCGCAACACAAGCGUCGUUUUUUGUUAUUUUCUUUGAACUUAUCCACCUGACUUUACCGAAAUACCCAAAGAAUAUAAAUUGCUACUUGUGAUCAAUAAGCUGUGUGUUAUAAUGCCAUUGUGAUAGCUGCGCUGGCGAUCACGGGUGUGUAUUGCGAUACUUUAGCUGUGGGGAACGCAGAUAUCACCCUGAUGCCUGGUUUAUCUUGAGGAAUACAUAUAUCACAGGCAUCGCUUGUAUCAUCCAUUUAAAUGAAUAUCCACAUGUAAAUAGGUAUUCCCAUGAUCGGUUGUGUUUAUUUGUAUGGGAUAAUGGUGAUCCCCGUUAGUUAAGCUCUUGGCCAUUGUCGGCAACAUGAAGCUAUUGCCACUUUGACCAAGCGCCUUGUGAUGUAGGCAAUCCCAUCGCAUUGCCAACCGCGACACAAGGCGGGAGCAGCCAGCAGUUGUAACGGUGUAGAGGUUUGUGAAGUCUGUAGAGCGAUUGCUGAAUGUUUACGUUGAUGUUGGAACCAAAUUUGAUGAGAGAUGAGGACAUUUAACGAGGUCUCAUGAACACCCAUGUUUGUUGAUGGCCAUUUAAUAACAAAACAAAAAUAGUGUUUUUACGGCAUGAUUUAGAAGGGUAACAUUUUUCGUGAAUGCGAUGAAUUUUAAUCUUUGUUGAUUGCCAUGGUGGCCAAUUCUUAAAAUGUCCUGCAGUGUAAGUUAAAUGUUUCUUAUUUUGAAUAUCCAUUAUAAAUUAUUUUAUUCGGCCUGGCUGUCGGUACACAAAAGUAAAAAAACGUCAAAAAUACACGUCAGCAAGCACUGGUCUCGCGUAGAUCAUCCAAAGAGUGUUCUUGUACUAAAUGGUAAGAUGCCGGAUGCGUCAUCGCAGAUAUAAGCUACAGGGCUCUGCUGGUUAGUGAUGUAACAGGGUACCAACAUUGUUAGGAUAUUCAGAUCCUGACCAUACAGUUUCAUUUACAAUCGUACAUGCAUGUGUACAGUCGUUUGGUCAAUUCACUGCUGGUUGAAGGCCUUCCCCCCCAUGCAGUGCCGUUUGUGAGGGGUUAUUUGACCAUACUUUACCCCCCAAAAAACAUAGCUCUUGUCCUGCAGAUACUUAAGCACAUCCGUACCCUUGCUUAGAGAAUUUUGCAACUUCAUUAGGGAAUUUCUUUAUGAAAACAAAACAAUUUUGAGCCACUUUCAAGGGUGCCAUGGUAGAGGUGUACACCACAGUUUUUGUGCUAUAUCGUCUUAAUAUUUCACUAUCGUGAUGUCACUUUGAGUGCUGCAGUGGCAACCUUGAAAGUCAAGUUAAAGUCCCAUUAAAGUUUCAAACUUUUGUCAGACAGCUAAGAUAUACAUCUUCAAGAUUUAAGUUAUUUGGGUUUUUUUCUGGUUCAGUUUUUAAAAGGAGUGCUGUACCAUCUUUAUUAACCGUGGUGGCGGCGGCAGCAGGAGCAAUGCGGAUGCGAGUCAUAUUGUGUAAAACUUAGUAUUUCUCUUAUUAAUGUUGACAACAUGCAGCCCCUGGCUUUUGGGGAGGGUUUUUUUUGUAUGUGUGAUGUCAUCGGCAUUCCUCCCGUCGUCGCAACAGUUGUCGCAAAGUUUAUUCUCUUAUUGGUUAAAACCCCUGGUUCUCCCGUCUUUUUUUUGGUAAAGUAUCCCUUCCCUCCCCCAUCCUUGUGCACAUUCAAAAUGUAUAUUGCCUGCAAAGUCGGCCAUGCCGUAGCUUGCAUCCCUUCCUGUAAGGCUGCAGGGUGCAACCCUUGGGAUUGAGAACCUGCUGGGUUGAAGCAUUCGAAGUGUGCGCUCUGUUGACCCUACGAACGUCGACUCAUUCGGCUAGAGCGGUUGAGCCAGACCUGACAAAAUUAUGCUGAAGGGACGAUGCUUUAGUACAUGUUUAAUGCUGCAGGUCGUUAAAGCUUUUUUUUCCACAUGCAUUUUUUUAAAUGGAAUUAUUGCCAACACAGGAGAGAGAAAAAAAUGUCAAGGCAAAAAGUAAAGAGCGAGUGUGGCCUCAUCAUGGAGACCAAUCUGUUUUUAUUCUAGCAAUACGUUUUGACGGGUUGGGGCCAUCCUUGACCCGAACGUAUCACCUAUGAAUUUCAGAUUGUUGAAUUGAUUUACGUAGGAUUAUUUAGGCCAAAUAAAAGCCAUCUUCAUUUCUUAUUGAAAACAGAAUUGUCAAAUAAUGCACGCUGAGGUCCUGAAAGAGAACUUGCCUUUUAAAAUGCCAUCGCGGGCCACAUCGUAUUCUCUAAAUGGCUUUUUGUUUUUUAUACAUGCUGAGAAAUGUAUCAUACAUGCCCUCUGUUUGGGAAUUUAUUGUGGGUGGGUUUGAAUCUGUCCAUGCAGUGCAACCUAAACACUUUGCGCCUUCACGUACAUUAUUUGAUGGUGAUCAUCUGCAGAAGUUAACGCUGCUCGAUUGGGAUUCUAACUCAUUGGAGUGAACAUGAGCUUUUAAAAUGUACGAUAUGUAUUGUAAGUGACAGGCAGAUGAACCACUAGCAUAACUGCCCAAAACGGCCACUCAGACCAACAGUCACUCGUAGCUUAAAGACAAAUUCCCACGUGUUUAAAUAUUUACUUGAGAUGAUGUAAUGUUGAUGUCCUGUUUAUUAUUAUUACUACUGUGUUAUGCACGCCUGUUUAUGAAUGAUACUUCACACUCUCCCUUACCUGUGCAGAUUUGUAUAUUGGGAUUUUUUGUAGUUGCUGCAUCAGCAUUUUUUUCAUUUUUUUGUUCACAAGUACGUAAAUGAAAUAAAAAUUCCAUUAACGAUUA
Petromyzon marinus (sea lamprey) is the source of this 8104-nucleotide messenger RNA. RefSeq names its product ras-related protein Rab-4B. Gene Ontology annotation, molecular function: GTP binding; GTPase activity. The record is from RefSeq and is a predicted model, not a curated record. NCBI's taxonomy places the organism in Eukaryota, Metazoa, Chordata, Hyperoartia, Petromyzontiformes, Petromyzontidae. Gene Ontology annotation, biological process: Rab protein signal transduction.